Molecule: messenger RNA, 775 nt
Organism: Cetraspora pellucida
Lineage: Eukaryota; Fungi; Glomeromycota; Glomeromycetes; Diversisporales; Gigasporaceae
Source: the annotation of a GenBank genome assembly
AUGAACCAAGAACCAGAAAAUAUAACAUUAGAAGAUUUUGAUACAGAUGAAGAUUUGAUUGGAAUGGUUAAUAAAGUUCAAUUCAAAGAUACAAAUAAAGAAAUUUAUGAGAAUAAAUUUUCCACAGAGAUUCAGAGUACACAACGCAUAGAAGUAUGUAAUAAAAUAAUUAAAGACAGGUUGAAUAGAGCUUCUCAUUUAACUGAAGUUGUUGAAGAAAUUCAAAGGUUAUUUAAUGACCAGUCAAAAAAAGCAAUUUUAAAUGAAUAUAAAAAUAAAAUUCUGACAAAAGGAAUUCCAAAUAUAACAGAAGAAUACUUCUCUGAAAUUGCCAAAGUUUUGCGAGAAUAUUUAACACUACAAAUCCUUCAAAAGCAAUGUGAUCAAAUGACCCAAUCGCUAUGCUAUGAUUUAACAGAUGAUUCUUAUCAAUAUAACAUGGCUAGAGAAGAUGACUAUAAUCAACCACAAUUUUUGUUGUUAUCAUUGUUAGAAAAUAUACCUCAUAACUCUGUUCUGGAAGUGUGGAAAGAAAUAUUAACAUACCAAAUCAUAAGAACUGAGAUAGCAGAACUACCUUCACCUGAACCAUUGUCAUUUCAACAUCUAGAAAAGUUUAGAGAAACCUCUAAUAUUCAACAAAAACAAGGAUCUAAACAAAAAUUUGAACUUGGAAUAAAGAAAUUCAUUGAUGAAAUGAAAGACGAAUUGUUCGACAAACAACAUGAUACUGAUCACUUGUUUAUUGGAGAUCUAUUACACAUACCACACAAAG